Messenger RNA from Lodderomyces beijingensis, 321 nucleotides. Lineage: Eukaryota; Fungi; Ascomycota; Pichiomycetes; Serinales; Debaryomycetaceae. The record is from the annotation of a GenBank genome assembly.
AUGUCGCAGAUACUUCCUUUCACAGAAGCAAACACGAGACGAGUAUCGUCGUUGUUCCGCCAGGCGAUGCGCACGGCGUUUGACCAUGCGUUGAGGUUCGACUUGUAUCGUCAAGCGACCCAGGAUAUCCGGGCCCAGUUUGAGGCCAAUCGAGAAGUGUCCGACCCUGAGGAGUUGGAAAGGAUUAUUGGCGCCACGAGGGCCAAGUUGAGGGAGUGGAAGCAUCCUGACCCGUAUAUCCCUCCUUGCAGACCUGGUGGAACUAAGUACCAGCGGAAUAUCCCUGUUGCUCGUGAGCCUUUGGUUCCUGGUGAUUGGUAG